AUGGCACAAACUGCCGCUUCACAGCUUGGUCUGCAUCGUCCAGAAGUGAUACAGGAUUUCUCACGCAACAAAUGGAAACUAAAUCCCAGUGGGAUUCAGGAAGCUGUGAGAACCUGGUCCGUUUGCUAUAUCGCCGCAAAAAGUAUCUCUUUGGCGGUCGGUCAACCUCUAACUGUUCCUUUCGACUGGACUAUUGACCGUGUCUGCGAUGCCAAAAGUCCAUACUCGAUGCCAGAUGAUUUAAGGCAUCAGGUGAUAAUUUAUCGUUUUGCGGCUCGCGUGAGUACCGCCAUGUCUGGGAAUCGACAGUCUCCAACUGGACUUCCAGCUCCCGGUGAAGGCACCUCUUUGCUGGUUUUACUGGAACAGGAUUACAACGGUUUGGCUCGUGAGAUGGAACAGAAGCUUUCCCCUGUCAAUCGAAUACUUCUCGAUGGGGUCGGCCUAGAGCUUCGAACAUUCUACUUUCUUGAUAUCUGCUCCCUAGAGAUACGCCGAGCAGGUCUAUUGAGGGCAUAUAAUACAUCUGAGGCCUUGAUCUCCAAAGUUCGAGAGGCCGAUAAGGCAACAAAUUUGAUGAAGUACUCUCCGGCCGCCUUCUAUCGCCUAACGAUAUUGUCUGCUCUUGUGAUGCUCAAGGUUAUAAAUUCAAGCUACUCCAAUCUUGUGGACAUCGAAAGUGGCAAAAGAACUUUCAAUUCCGCACUAUCUUUGAUUCGCCAUUCGUCCGUGGAAGAUAACGAUCUCCCUGGGAGGUCCUCAAAGAUUUUGGCUCAGCUCUGGAGCAUUCAGAGUCAGCGUUAUCGAAGACCGGAAGAAGAGCCCCGAAUUAGCCUCACAACCAGGUCUUCAGCAAGUAUUCUGCAUGAUUCUUUGUGGCUGUGGAGAGAAAGGUUUGGAAGCCAAGACUGUGGUAUAAACACACCCACCGGAACAUCCGCUCAAAGAUGGGAAACAAAUGAUCCCCAACUUGUUGAUGAAAAUAAUGAUGUGGACCCCGGCAUGAAUAUGGAUUGGAUAUGGGAUCUUGGAAUGCCUGGUUUGGUAUCAUGGGAAUUCGAGAGCAAUCCUGGCUAUUUCCCCUUGUCUUGA
Molecule: messenger RNA, 1092 nt
Organism: Penicillium samsonianum
Lineage: Eukaryota; Fungi; Ascomycota; Eurotiomycetes; Eurotiales; Aspergillaceae
Product: fungal specific transcription factor domain-containing protein
Exons: 4
Coding region: 1-1092 (363 amino acids)
Biological process (GO): regulation of DNA-templated transcription
Cellular component (GO): nucleus
Molecular function (GO): transcription cis-regulatory region binding; DNA-binding transcription factor activity, RNA polymerase II-specific
Source: RefSeq, a predicted model, not a curated record